UCCGCGCCGUGCUCAGCCCAGCCCAGCGCAGCCCGGCCCGGCCCGCUCCCGCAUGAGAGAGGCAGCGGGGGAGCCAGGCCGCGCCGCGCCGCCGGCAUGUCCGCGCAUUGCUGCGCCGGCCAGUUGGCCUGCUGCUGUGGUAUUGCUGCUUGUUCCUUGUGCUGCAAAUGCUGUCCCAAGAUCAAACAGUCAACCAGCACCCGCUUCAUGUAUGCGCUUUACUUCAUGCUGGUGACUAUCAUCUGUUGUGUCAUGAUGUCAACAACCGUAGCUAACGAGAUGAAAACGCACAUUCCCUUCUACAAGCAGAUGUGCAAGAGUAUUCAGGCGGGUGAGAUGUGUGAGAAGUUGGUGGGAUACUCUGCAGUAUACAAAGUCUGUUUUGGAAUGGCCUGUUUCUUCUUUUUGUUUUUCUUAUUCACCAUCAAAAUUAACAGCAGCAAAAGCUGCCGUGCAUAUAUUCAUAAUGGAUUCUGGCUGAUAAAACUUAUACUUCUGGCAACAAUGUGCUCAGGAGCCUUCUUCAUUCCUGAUCAGGACACUUUCCUCAAUGCCUGGCGCUACGUGGGAGCAACAGGAGGUUUCCUUUUCAUUGCCAUUCAGCUCAUCCUGCUCGUUGAGUUCACACACAAAUGGAAUAAAAAUUGGACUGCGGGUGCAAAGCACAAGCAGAUGUGGAAUGGUUUGCUUGCUCUCGUCACUCUCACAUUGUACUCCAUUGCUGUGGCAGCCCUGGUCCUCAUGGCUCUUUUCUACACACACUCAGAGGGCUGCAUGUACAACAAAGUCCUGAUUGGUGUUCACGGUGGCCUGUGCCUCCUUGUGUCAUUGGUGGCCAUAUCUCCCUGUGUCCAGAAUCGCCAGCCCCACUCCGGUUUGCUGCAGUCAGGAGUUAUCAGCUGCUAUGUCAUGUACCUCACUUUCUCUGCACUGUCCAGCAAGCCACCAGAAACUAUCCUGGAUGAAAACAAUCGGAACAUCACAAUCUGUGUACCUGAAUUUAGUCAAGACCUGCACAGAGAUGAAAACCUGGUUACUGGCCUGGGUACUACCAUUUUGUUUGGCUGCAUUUUAUAUUCUUGUUUGACCUCAACAACACGUGCAAGCUCAGAAGCACUGAGGGGCAUAUAUGGAACACCUGAAAGUGAAGUAGCUCGUUGCUGCUUUUGCUGCAUGCCUGAUGGAGACGGUGACACUGAAGAGCACAUUGAAAAAAGGGGAGGCCAGUCUGUGAUUUAUGAUGAGAAGAAAGGCACAGUGUACAGUUAUGCCUACUUCCACUUUGUUUUUUUCUUGGCUUCACUCUAUGUGAUGAUGACAGUAACUCACUGGUUCCAUUAUGAAAGUGCUCAGAUUGAAAAAUUCUUCACCGGAACCUGGUCCAUCUUCUGGAUUAAGAUGGCCUCAUGUUGGGUUUGUGUCUGCCUGUACCUGUGGACUCUCAUUGCUCCACUCUGUUGCCCAACCAGAGAGUUCUCAGUGUGAACACUCAGAAAGUCUUUCUGGGUUUUUAUAUUUUUCUUUUUCCCCACCCCUGCCCCCUCCCCUGGCUGUUACAAAUAAAAUACAAAUAAUUUUGUAAUGAGGAAACACCUAUUUCCCCACUUAUCAUAAGGUACCAGUUAGUAAGUUUUUAGUCUGACUAAAGACAUGAUUGAAGACUUUUUUUAAUCUUUUUUAAUUUUCAUGAACAAGCAUUACCUAAGAGCUUACAAAUCUCGUCUAAAUCUUUGUAAUGCUGAUGUGUGGAGUGUAGGAAACACAGUUGUUGCAUAAACUGAAGUAAGAAAAUGCUUUUCAAAUAACUGACAAUCUUUCUCUGGCUUCAUUGGCAAGAAAAAGAAAAUCAUGGUGCAGAUAUAUCUUCUUCCUUCCUGUCAGUGUUGGCUAUCUUCUAGCAAAUAUACAUUCCUUUCCAUACUCUUCUAUUAACUGUGUCCUUUACAGUUUGCAGUGAUGAUUUGGACUGCUGUUCUGUACAGCAUAUAAUUCUUGUAAGUAUUAUCCAGAUAAUUUUUCCAGAAACAUAACUAAAUACUUCUUUAGAAAUAGAGAAUAUGUAAGAAUUUGAUUGCCAAAGCAUCUACUAAAAAUUCUUUAUCUAAAUAUUAAAUAUAUUAAGUUAUUGUCUACCUAGAUUGAGAAAGGAAUGUACCAAUGAUAAUAGAGUAUUUAUUCUGUUAUAACUUUUAAAGGCACCUGAAUAUUUUAUGCAAUUCAGAUCUGGUCCAGUGGUUAACAGAAGGGGAUUUCUGUACAGAAAUUCUUAAACUCUGAAUUUUGUCCAACUUUGCUUUGCUGGCUCUCCUAAAUUGCAUGCUGAAUGUAGUGCACCAGGAUUAAAGAUAUGGUACAUUCUCUAUUCAGGAUGUUUUCUGUUGGCAAAAUGCUAAUUACAUGAGCACUGCAAGUUGCUGUCAAAUUUAAAAGUGGAGUGCUCGUUUACUUUCCUACCUUGCUGUUUCAGCUUGUGUCUAAAGAUCUCCCAGGAUCUUCACUGUUACUAAUUUUAUAAUGUUUUAAAUGCAGUAAUGGUCAGAAAAGAACUGUGGUGCAUCAUGUUCUUUUUCUGCCUGCAUGUUGGUUGGAAAGUUUCUAACUGCUGUAUUUUUAUACUCCUCUGUUGAUGUUAGUUUUGCUGUUAGGGUGGAACUUAGCCAACCAAUCCAUUAAUGGAGACUAGACUUCUUUUGGAGACUUCCUAUUCUAAGCAGUGGGGUAAGCAGUCAGAAAAACAAAACCAGAAGACACAAAUGUAACAGCAGCUGUUUUAGUACGUAUGACUGACUUAACAAUAUUAAACUGUAUAGUGACACUUUUAUUGGCUUCAAGGAGACAAUACAGUGAUAGAACAACAGCUCAGAUGCCCUAAAUACUGAAUAAGAUUGAACCUAGUAUGAUUGUCUACAUUCCAAUGGGGUGAACUUAUGCUAGUCUUAGAGGUUUUAGCUUCUCUCCCUAUGCAUACAUAUACACACGAUGUGAAAUAUGCAGGAUAAAAACAAAAUCAACAGAUACAGCAGUUCUUGUUUCGAUAUAUGAAGGAGCCUUAAAAGUACUAGUAGUUUCUGCAAAACAAAGUAAAGCACAAAAUAGAGGCCAGGGAGGUGGCCAAAAUAUUUGCAUGCCUUAUUUGAUCUGUUGCAAUAAUUGCUGAUGCACACCUGGAGAGUAAUCCAAAAGUAACAGAUGUCAGUUCUGCUCUUGUUUUCAUUACCAUUUUUAGCUGCAUUGUUGCUGUGGUUAUCUUAAGGCUUCCAUCCUGCUUAGAGCUUGCUAGGGAUGCGAUCUUCCCAAUCCUAUGUACUCUUACCUCAAACAAAAUCUACAGGUCUGCAGUCCUGCGUGUUUACACCACUUACCCUUGGUGAUUAGAAGCCUCAAAAUACAUGUCAUGAGAUGUGAGGGAAGGAAGAGUCUGUCCAGAGGUGACUCCCCUGCUGCUCUUCCUGUUUGUAUCUAGAGGGAAAAAGCUGUUGAAGCUUAGUUUGGACAUGGAGUUAGAAGAGCAACAAACAGUUCUGGAGAGGAAAGCAGAGUUUUUUUCCUUUCCUUUUGCUUCUGCUGGAAGGUUCUAAUCUUGCCAAGAGCUCUGCUAGCAUGGGGGCCUGUCAGUGUGUCUCUCUGCAUUUGGAGUCCAGCCAUACAGAUCCUUCUGCAGCAGAAGAGGGUCUCUGUUAAUGCAUUGUCAAUAUAGAAGCCUUUAUCUUCUCUCUAAGAUAAUAGCUUAUGGGCUGUGCAAUGAUGACUAACAGUUGUUCCACCUAACUCACAGAAGUUACUCUGACAAACAAGCUUGAUCCAGUGCUAGAGCUGUGAGCUGCAGCUGAGACAGUCCAGGCUCUUGCUCCUCCCUUAGUGAAGGCUUUCCAUGAAGUAUAGAGGCUUGCAGGAGUUACUUUCUAUUGCCGUGUGUGUUGUACUAUGAGAAACUAAGCUUUGUUUUUUAAAUUAGCAACAUGUUUUCUAACAGAACAAUCUGGACAAAGGGCUCUGCAGAAGAAGCCAUGAACUACGUCAGGUUAUAAGGCAGGGAAUGGUAACUGUUUUCUGGUUCUGAUAGCUGUCACAAAUGUGGAUAACCUUAACACAUAUCUUGGCCAUUGGAUGUUCUUAUUUGUUUAUAAAAAGACCUAUUUUAUGUAGGCAGUAUCUGCCUGCAUAGGGACUUCCUGUACCUCAUUGUGCUCAAUUUUUUUAUAGUUUGUAUGUAAGGAAAUGGUUUUUACAUAGAGGAAACAGGGUUGUAAGAGUGAAGUCCAUAAUGAGGCAUAAGUCCAUUCUUUUUACACAGCACUUGCCUCACUGAGUUGCUCUUUCAUCAUUUCCUUCCACUAUUGACCUUAAGCAUCUAGAUCAGCUGGUAUAGGUAGGGUGGGAAUGGACCAGUGCCUGACCACACUGCUUUGUCUAUUUCUGAGGAAACAUUGUGGGAAAUCACCCUGAAAAUAACCUUUGAUGACCUGUUAGUCCAUGCUGUGGUCCCAGAUCCAUCUGGGUAUCUACAGGCCUUUCUAAUGAAUCAGUAACUGGUGGCACCUGGGUGUUCAAUGCCCCUAGAUCCUCAGGCACAGCUUCCUGCUGGCCAGGCAAGUGUUACAGCCUUACCAUUCACUGUAAAAUCUGUACUGUGAACUUCCAUGUGCAACUACUUAAGAAAAUCCUCAACAAGGAUCAAGGAUUCAAAUGCCCAGUUCAUAGAUUCCAAACAACUCACAUAAUUGGGCUUUUAAAACCUUCUGAAGAAGUGCCUUCAUACCUAUUGCUGUGAUUGCUGAUAAUUAGGUGGCAUUGGAAACAUCAGGUGGCAUUGGAAAUGGAAAACUUGAACUGAGCCUGUGACUGGGUGAUACUGCCUUGUACAUUACACUGGUGUGUACAAGACUAAAGUCAGACCCAUGGUGCAUGUGGAAGACUAAAAUAAUCUGUGCUUGACAAACCUCUUAGGGAGACUGUCUCAGAUACUACUGCACAGUGUAAGAUGAUCUGGGAAGACUCAAAUAGCCUGAUGCUUUUGUAAGUAAAUGAGUAGCUGUUGCUUACAUUUACAUUUAAGCUGUAAACAGUUAGCUUUCUCUCCCCAUAUCUGGAAGUGCAGGUGUCUGCUCUGCUUGCGGCGGUUAGCUGCUUGGUGUCUGUCCUGCCUUGUGCCACAACUGUUCAUUGAAUUCUCAGGUGUAAGUGGAGCAGCAUUUCUGGCUCCUAGUAUUUUUCGACUGUGUGAAGUGAGGAAGAUGUUGUUACAAACACAGGAAGACUAGGGAACAUGUCCUGUACUAAGUUUCCUCUAGUUAAUACUAAUGGUAUCGUUUAAUGGACUCUUGGAGGAGCUGACUGCUGGCUCAAGUUAGUUAUGCUGGGAAAGUGAAACAAUUUUAUCAGCACCUUUCUACUUUUUCAAGUUGUCUGUCUUAAGAAAGGGUAUUUGAAGCCUCGCUGCUCCGUUGUCUGAGACUGGAACAGUUUUGGAUUUUCUCAUGAAAGCAACCAGGAGCUGCAAUCAUGACUGGUUCUUAUCUGGGGUAAAAUCAGUGUGAUGGACUCAGAGAGCAAAUAUCUGAAUCCAGACAGGUAGACUAAUAAGUGAUACCAUAAAACCUCAUUAUGAAUGUUUGGAAAGCAGAUGAGUGUGCUUGUUUGCUGUUUACCAGCUAGUUUCUCAGUGCGUGCAGGCACCCCUUGCAGCUGGAUGCCUAGUAAGGAACAGCACUGUGAUCACACACCAGUAUUGUUACACGCUUGUGAUACUCUUAGCUCUGCACUUCAAGCAUUUCCAUGGGGUUCAAAAAGCUCAUACUUACCUAACUAAUUUGGUAAAUCGUGGCUGUGUUGGGCCACUUUCAUCUGAAAUAGGUAAUUUAGUGUUGCUAAUCUAUGCAUAGUCAGAAGGAGGGCUUGUCCCCUCCCAGAGUCAUAAAUGCUGCAUGUCUAUUUUAUUUAUUUAUUUCGUGUUUUAGCACCUUUUUACAGAUCUAGAAGCGCUUUGAGAUUAUAAACCGUGCACGUACAAAUGCUUCAUCAGCCACUGGUGUGGCCAUAUCUGGGCUAGAACGUUCCUAUUAAUGAAGCAACCGUUGCACCCUUGAAAAGAGCUGUUCUUUAACAGUUCUCUGGUUUUGACCUGUGCAUCAGGAAAAUUUGGGAGCUCAAGACAGUGCUGCUUGAGCUUUGGCUAGCAGCCCACGCUAUCAUGGGCACCUCUGAACAGAUCAGUAACAAUAAUCUGCUGACUGCUCUUAAAACAUGCUAUAAAGAUUUUCUGCUAUCAGCUGUUACGCUUUUCUCCUGAGUAACUUGCUGAAGCAUGAUACCACGAGUCUGUACCUGUGUGGCUGGAUGGGUGAGCUCGAGUCUCCAUGCAGACUUAAGCUAAAACUUAAGCUACAGUUUUGCUCUCGUCUUUCCUUCUGGGCUUUAGAAACAAUGUCUUUUGCUUGCUGGUUGUCUCUCCUUGUUUUAUUUGCCUUUUUCUCCUUGGAUUGUUUUUAAAGGCAUUGUAAACCUGCUUCACUCCCAUUCUGCUUCCUGUCAAGUGGGAUGUCUUUGGUGCUAGAAACUAGCAAAGAAUUCUUUGCUGUGUCCUGUUGAUCCUUUCCUUUUAUAGCAGGACAAACUGCAGUGUUCAAGUCAAGGAUCAUAGUUGAUUAUAUGGAUCAGUUUUCUCUAUGAAAACUGCUUCUUUGUUUUUUGAAAUGGCCUAUGAGUUCUUGUGGGAAGAAAACACAUAAUGAGCACCAUGACAUCUUACUUCGUGUUUUCAAUUUUGUAAACAGUAGUUUGAACUGAGUGUUUCACAUGACUGUACAAGGGAAUGCCAGGGGUCAAGUACUUAGAAAGCUUUGGCUUUUUGUUCUUGUAACAGAAUGCAUAACUUGGGAACUGGUAUCUCUCUGUGUUUUCAACAUCCUGAUGGCAGAAUGCCCAUGUGCUAAAGGGCGGGGAUAAAAAUCAUAGAACAGUUAGGGUUGGAAAGGACCUUAAGAUCAUCUAGUUCCAACCCCCCUGCCAUGGGCAGGGACACCUCACACUAAAGCACGUCACCCAAGGCUCUGUCCAGCCUGGCCUUGAACACUGCCAGAGGUGCAGGCACACUGUGCAGGGUUUGAGGUAGAAACUUCAGGAGACUGGCAUGGUGUCUGCUCUCUAAUGCCAGAUGAAAUUCUGUAGGUGUCAAGGGGGCUUAAAUCCAGCUUUGAUUUGGUUUGUUGUUUUUUUUUUUUUUAUCAAACCUGGUUUUGACUCCUUCCCACCUGUUCAAUAAUGCUAUUUUUAAAGGUAGAUUUAAUUUCAGAUACAAGCCCCAUUUGCCAGUCUCCAAUAGCUCCCAGUGCUGUGCUGGGCAGCCAUUUGCACAAACUUCUUCAGAGCCACAGUGAUCAGCUCUGGGACUGCUCCAGCAGCCAAAAGCUUCCAGGGCUUUUUGCUCAGCAGAGCUGUGGGGUGCACCACUGCAACCACGCGUUUGCCAAAGAGGCCUUGGUGUGAAGCCAACAAGAGUUUUGGAAAGCUAUGGGGAAAUAAUACCUUUUAACUCAUACCAGGGCUUUACUUCUCCUUUAACCAACAUGUCCAGGUGCUCAGGUGUCAUUGGACAUCCGUACGGACAGAUUUAAGGUGAGGAGCGUUGACUUUCAGAGAAAAUUGUUCAACUUGCCAUAUGCAAGGUGAGAAAAUAGUUACUGAGAACAUACGGGUUCACUGUCUGCUUAUUGUUUACCACGAGGAGCGGUGCCCAGUCUGGUAUAUGCCAUGUUCGAAAACUGGAUGCAAAGUAGUCAAAAUGUAAACACAUUUUCUUAGCGAUGAGGGGAUUUUAAUUAGUCUUUUACUAGGUCCUUAAUAUCUCAAGGGAACUUUUUUGGUGUGUAAGUGUGGUUUUAUUUUAUUAAGCUGUAGCCCAAGGAAGUGGAGGCUUGCUCGUUUAUUUAAAUUUUUCAAGUUUUUGUGAUCUGUAGUAACUGUAACACUUUGAAUUUUAAGGGUUGGUAAAGAUGUCAGAGUCUUAAGAUCUUAAUUGUAAAAUAGUCAACAGCUUUGCCUUUUUUAAAGCAUGUUAAUGGUUUUUAUGAACACUUUCUUUUGUAUACUGAGUGAAUGUAUUGUUAUAGAUUUAAUGUUUAAUGGACCAAUAAAGUUUUUCUUACAUUUGAAAUGAA
Melopsittacus undulatus (budgerigar) is the source of this 8156-nucleotide messenger RNA. RefSeq names its product serine incorporator 5 (gene SERINC5). Gene Ontology annotation, cellular component: membrane. The transcript is spliced from 12 exons. The record is from RefSeq and is a predicted model, not a curated record. NCBI's taxonomy places the organism in Eukaryota, Metazoa, Chordata, Aves, Psittaciformes, Psittaculidae. Bases 97 to 1485 code for a protein of 462 amino acids.